AUGCACACUUAUAAGUGCAAAUAUAAACGUGUAUUGGUGUUGAAUGAACCAAUGCGGUGUGCAUCACCUUCUCCCUCUUUUCUGUUUCCUUUUUUUUUCCUUUCUUUUUCUUUUUGGUGUUGGGUCUCUACUGUGCAAGAGCGACGGGGUAAAAAGAUGGAGAAACCCAUGAAAGGGGAAAAAGUGCGUCCAUUGCAAGUGCUUCCUCGCAACAGUUUGCAUCCGGCUGGGCGCACUGGCGGGCGUCACUCAGUAGGGAGCAGCGGCAUUUGCAGCAGGAGUGGUUCUUCGUAUGUUGUUGACUUUUCGGCGUCUCCACCGACGUGGGCUGCUGCGGGCGCAGGCUGUGUGACAGUGACACAGCCGAGUCUCCCACCUGUCGACGACACUGAGCCCCAACAUAGAAGAAUGUCAUCGGGGCACGGAGCAACUCCGUCUCGCACAAGUCUCAUGGUUGUGCCUGAAGGAACGGUAGGAGAAGAUGACACCAGGGAUUCAUUCUCCUCUUCGUCGAGUGCGUAUAUGCGGCACCACCGGUACGAAAAUCCCUUUACCGCGUAUCAGCCGGUGUCGGAUCCGUACGAUCGUCACCGCGAAAUUGAGCGGCAGCGGCGGUUCAUAAAUGACAGUAAACGGCUGGGGAGGCCGUUCAUUCCCAGCGGUGGACGAGCGUUAGAAAAGCCGACGCGUUAUUUGCUGGGUGACUGCGUUGCUGCCAUUUACCGCACGAUUGGGCGUGACUGGCCUGAGACAGACCCAAUGGUCAUCUCCACUGCGGAGGACCUUGUUGUAGUCUACAUGAAGCGAGCCCGUUUGCGCAACACGGACACAGUGCUGCGUUACAUGAAUGCAUCCUUGAAGCGAAACGAAGCGGUGCGGGCGUUUGAUCUGAGAAAAGUUCCGGAAGGGUGGGAUUUACUUACGGAUGACGGGCAUAUAAUGUACACUUUCAAGCCGCCGUGGGUGCGACAGCGGCGCUUUCUUCCAGAUCAAGUCGUGACCCGCAAAGCACAUUAG
Trypanosoma cruzi is the source of this 1017-nucleotide messenger RNA. RefSeq lists its product as uncharacterized. The transcript has a single exon. The record is from RefSeq and is a predicted model, not a curated record. Lineage: Eukaryota; Euglenozoa; Kinetoplastea; Trypanosomatida; Trypanosomatidae. Bases 1 to 1017 code for a protein of 338 amino acids.